UGAGAUCACACACACGAAAAACAAAAAAUCCCAAACAUUCCGCAGCACAAAUUCAAUCAAAUCCAAAACGCACAUUUCGGUCGCAUCCAAAUUGUACGGAUUUCGUUAGUAAAUAAAAAUCAAAUUUCGUGUAAAUCCAAUCCAUAAUCCGUGGUAGAGUAGAAACCACACCAUCAUGUCGUAUCAGAUCAAAUCGACGCCCUACUUUCGUCGCAUGUUCAACGAGAGCAAGAAGAAUGGCCAACUGCAGCGUCUGCGUGAUGAGUACGAGCGCAUCCAGGAGUUCAACGAUCGCACCAUCGAAAUGAAGAUGCGACAGGUGCGAUUAAAGCGGCUAUUUCGCGAGAUCGAGGUAAUUAAGGUGGCUGGCGGGGCGGCCGGUGGCGCCAGCGGUGGCGGCACAUCGACGGCAUCAUCGCCAUCGAAUGUUGACCAAUCGUUUGGUUUAGCCGGCGGACGCGUUACCCGCCGGAGACGGCAACAGGCACACGGUGCUAUCACGCUGGCUAGCAGCACGCCCCAGCAGCGGAUGCACAAACAGCGCAUAGAGACGCUGGCACGCGCACGCCAACUGGGCCAGGAGAUCUCGCGUCGGAAUGGCCUAAUGGCCGAGGCCGGCACCGGCGGUUUCCUGCGCAGCGAACUCCGGAUGACGGCCAAGCUGCAGGCGGCGAACGAUGCACGCCGGGCGGCCGUGGAGCGUCGCGACUUGGCCGCCAAGCGCAUCUCCUAUGGCAACGAUCAGUCGCGACAGAAUAUCCAACGCAUGCUCAUCCAACGCCAGCGCAGACAUGAACAGCAGCAAGCGUUGGCGGCGACAGUAGCAUCACCGGCGGCACCGUCAUCCAAUUCCUACCAGGUGUCCAUAGCGCAGCAGCCGGUCACAAGCAGGCCCAGGCAUGAAUACACGGACAAUUGCCAACAACAGCAGGAACUGCUGGCGGUGACCAGUGAGCGAUCGACGGAGCAGGGCGAUCAUUUGCAGAUGGAAUGCGAGGGGCAGUCGUACUCGGAGCAAAGCUUCCAUUCGAACGACUGUCUGGCGCAAUCGAUGGACGAGGAUCUGGAUGGUGAGGAGGAGCUGGAAUACACACGCCAUCGGCGUGAUGGCGACGCGGAUGAGGAGCCGGAGCGGCAGUCCUGCCUGGUGACGCUGAACAAGGAAAGAUCCACAUUGGCAGCCACAUCACCGCUGGAUAUGCGUCGAGUCAAAAGCUCCAUUGAUUCGUAUCGAAAGACGCACCUAUCUCCGCUGGCCAGCGGCAGCAAUUGGGUUCGGGUUGUUGGUGGCGCCCAAUCGUCCACCAUUGGAUCGCAUCAGCCAAGUGGAACGGUGCCGCCGCCGCUAAACGAUGAACUGCAGCUGGAUUCGCAGUCCAAUUCGAGUAGGUGGCAUGAGGUCUCAAUGAUGCUGUCGUGGUUCGGCGCCGCUUCCGACAUCCCAACCGACUAUGCCGAUGCUCCGCCACCCGAGGUGCCCAGUCACUACGAUUGCGAUUCCAUUAGCAAUGCGGACGAUAUGCCAACGCCAACUGUGUGCCGUCGACAGCGCAUGUUCGCCGAGCAGCCGAGUGAUGCUGCCACACAGGCGCAGGAGGAGCCCUUCUAGCCAGCCGACGAGCGGCAGACGCACUGCAGCACACAUCUAUUUUUUUUACUGCAAUUCGGUAUGGAAAUCCAAACCAUCCAACCAACCAACCAGGCAAGUCUGCAGCGCCUGCAAAGUUCACUUAUUUGGCAUGCUACGCUAGUUUUGGCUUAGAAUUCCCGGCCCAUCCUGUCCAGAAGUUGUGCACGUGCACUUGGCUGGCAACCUUUUCGCAUCUUUAUUUGGUAAUAAAAUUAUGGGUAUGGUAUUACAUUUCAC
Molecule: messenger RNA, 1867 nt
Organism: Drosophila melanogaster (fruit fly)
Lineage: Eukaryota; Metazoa; Arthropoda; Insecta; Diptera; Drosophilidae
Exons: 2
Coding region: 176-1609 (477 amino acids)
Source: RefSeq, marked reviewed